Lingula anatina is the source of this 859-nucleotide messenger RNA. RefSeq lists its product as uncharacterized. Lineage: Eukaryota; Metazoa; Brachiopoda; Lingulata; Lingulida; Lingulidae. The record is from RefSeq and is a predicted model, not a curated record.
UAAACAAUUUUGACAGCUUGGGCAGUUGUCUACCUGUAUGUUAUUUUGAAUUUUGAACUGAUUCUAGCUGCCGGAUAGUUAGAGAGAUGAAUGUGAAAGGAUAUGAUACGGAAGGGACAUAUGUGAAGAAAGAAUUGCGGCUGAAUAUGAAGCAUGAGCAAAUCCUGGCUCAACGACAAGCUCUAUUGAAUGGAACGGAGGCUUAUUAUGACAGCCGACAGAAACGUGCGUCUGAGUUUGUCUCCAGUUAUAACAGAGCCAUGGAAAGAAACCAAAGAUUGAGAGAGGAGAUACAUAACUGUAUGAGGGGAAUGCAGAAAGAAAAGAGAAGAGCCAGAAAAGAGGAUUCUGAGUUUGAAAAUUUGAAGGAUAAUUACUGGAACAUGGUGAAGAAAUGUCUACCAAAGUGGGAAGAAGAAUUAGAUAAACAGAAAAAUCUACCUUCGUGAAAGUUCUCUGCUUUCUUGUCUGAAAUCCCACAAUUCCCAGAGCUUGUGCCUGAUCACAUGAAACACUGGAUAUCUACAGAGGGUAUCACGAAAUUGUGGGAUCAUAAAAUAGAUUAUCCAGGGUUGCGGGCCGUAGUGCUGGUCGCAUAAUAUGAUUGGUUGCAGAGGGUAACAAGUUUGAAAGUUUGAAUUUGGAUUCUUUGAGACGGUUUGGUUUUACCAUUUACAGUAAAAAAUCGAUCCUUUAAGGAUAUAUGAUGAAUGAGCAAAAAGCAAGAAAAGUCAAUUACACAGUUGGGGUUUAAGAAAUUUUAGGUAUUACAUUUAAAAAGCACACGAUUUUUGAAAAAAAAAGGGUGAUAAUUUUGAAUAUUUUGAAAAUUUUAUGAAAGCAAGAGGACAACAAGAGA